Lodderomyces oxycetoniae is the source of this 1074-nucleotide messenger RNA. RefSeq lists its product as uncharacterized. Lineage: Eukaryota; Fungi; Ascomycota; Pichiomycetes; Serinales; Debaryomycetaceae. Bases 1 to 1074 code for a protein of 357 amino acids. The record is from RefSeq and is a predicted model, not a curated record. The transcript has a single exon.
AUGCAAGCAUCAUAUCAAGAAAAUGUGCAUCAUCUUCAUAGAUCAAGCAAGCCGCUAAAUCUCACAAAUCCAAUAAGGUUAGCGUUUUUAGGGGGUGCUAAAUCAGGCAAGACGUCAAUAAUCUCAAAAUUGACUCUUGGCAAUUUCAUGGAUACUUAUUAUCCCACAAAUCACAUUAAUCCGGUUCUUUUCAAUUAUGAGCCUAAAUGCGAAGCAUCGCGAGAAAUCCUAAGUGGGUCUACUUUAUCAAAUGGUAAAUAUUUAAAUUUAUCUUUGAAUUUAUCUAAUAAGACUUCGACAUCAAUCAAGAAUAAUGGAUAUUACUCUAUAUCAUCCACGGGCGAGGUAAGCCCCAUUUUAGUCGAAUUGAUUGAUACUCCUAGCUUCAAUCCUCAAACAGUGGUUCCGUUUCUUGAAGCUUCGUUAUAUGCCAAAUUGGAUAGGGAUGUGCUAUACAAUUUGGCAAAUGAGCCGCGUCGUUCUGUUUCUACAAAUCCAUUAUUAGUAGCCAGUGGAGCUAGUGAAUUGAAUGGGAACAUCGAUGGGUAUUUCUUGGUUUAUAGUGCAAUACCUAGCUAUAAUCCACCCGAUUAUGAAAGUGAUGGUAUUGAAGAGUUGGCGAGAAACCAUACAUUUAAUAUCCUACCGGUAAUAGGAAAUGCUUUGAGCGAGGCAUGGGGUGAAUAUAAUUUGUACAAGGAGAAUUGGAAAAAGAAGAAAGAGCGAGAUAUGUUUUCUUUCAAAUCUGCAUUUAAGGGAAUUUGGAACGAUGAGCUAAUGGGUAAUAGUAAAAAAAACAGUAGUGAUAAAGGGAGGAGCAAUAAGUCUCCGUCCUCUACUUCGGUUCCUGCUAUGGAACGAGCCCCAUUUUUGGCACCGCCUAUAUGGAUAGUGUGCACUCAUGCAGACAGUCAAUUGGCAUCCAAUACAUUGUUGGAAAACGGGAAGAAGUUGAGUCGUGAAUGGAAGUGUGGGUUUAUUGCCGUUGAUUAUGUCAAAGAUAAUACCUGCAAUAUUUUACUACCGUUGAUGAUUAGAGAUAUAAUUGAAAAGCAAAAGAAAGGGACUAAAUAA